UGUAUCUCUCACUAUCCAUUUGUUGUUUCAUUUUUAUAGAAAAAUAGAAUGGAGAACUAUGAAAUGAGGACCAUCUUUGGUGACACUAGCAGCUUUCCACCUGCAAGAGACGUAGUUUCUGAGGCUUUCAUUGUUGCUUCGAAUGAACAAAACAUGCUUGACGAAAAGAAGAAGAGGAGAAGGGAGUUAAACCGGGUUUAUUCCCAAAGAUCCGUGCUUAAGAAGAAAAUCAUGAUGGAAAAUUUGGAAAAUCAAGCCAGAAUUUUGGAGGAUGAAAUGGCUAGACUUGAACAAGAAGAGGCUUUCUACAAAAAUGAGAAGCAACGCAUGAAGGUGGAAGAACAACGAUUAUACCAGGAAAUAGAAUUUUUUGAGAAAGAGAGAUUGCUUAGACAAGCCGAAGAUGAAAAGAACAUGGGAGAAGCAAUUAAGAUGAGGGAACUCCAAGCUAAGAAAGAUGAGCAAGUAGAUUCCUGGUUGCUUAAUUAGAAAAGCACUACUAUUCUUACGUGAAUUAGUGGUUUCUUUUCGCAUUUCUCUGUGCAAGAUGUUGGUUUCAACAAGACAAUAAAAAGUGGUCCUCGUAUUCUUAA
Molecule: messenger RNA, 593 nt
Organism: Cajanus cajan (pigeon pea)
Lineage: Eukaryota; Viridiplantae; Streptophyta; Magnoliopsida; Fabales; Fabaceae
Biological process (GO): positive regulation of DNA-templated transcription
Cellular component (GO): nucleus
Molecular function (GO): DNA-binding transcription factor activity; DNA binding
Source: RefSeq, a predicted model, not a curated record